AUGCCGGUGGUGGUCAUGUGCGACGGCGCGCCAGCCUCUUUGAAGGCGAUCGGGUGGGCCGCCGUUCCGGGGAAUCUGACGCGGCAGCACGAGGGCGAGCAGCUCAUCCUCGUGCACGCGUGGAGCAGGGAUGCCGUGCAGCGGCCUUCACAGUUUAGGGAGCCGCCCGAAAGGCCACCCUCACUCGACGACGCGCCCUCGCUGAACCGGCUCCCGCUCUCCCAGGUUGUGAAGGGCACGCUUGAGGCAAUCACCGAGAACAAGCUGACUCGGGACACCCUCAACUACAAGUUAGAAACAAUGCUUUUGGGUGAUCCCGUUCUGCAUGUGGCGUUCCCACCCGCUGCACUGCCUACGCAGGCUUCUGCCAAGGCGUCUUUGGCAAAGAAGGAGCUCGCGGCGCAGCAACAGCAGCAGACAGUAACGCAAACAGACGCAGAGAUUGAGGCUGCUGCACGAGAGGCAGAACAGGAAGCAGCACAAAGCCGCGCCACAAACAUUGCUUUGUACGCCAAAGAGAGGGCGUUGCACCAUCACGCAAAAGCCAUACUACUGGGGGCAGGAAAUUCCAUGGAUGGGAAGAGCAUUCUCCUUGGACUUGUUGCCAAGACGGUUCUUCGUGAGCUGCGUCAACAAAGCGUCCUGUGGUUUAUAAAGAACAAUGGCUGCACAAUGCGGCCCACUACUGCCAUGGUGCGCUAUGUCGUUGUACUAGUUCCCGCAUCCAAUGAUGAGGAAUCGCUUGAGCGAGAUUGUCGUGUGGUGCAAUAUGCCUUGGGGCGCCGUAGAGAAAAGAGCAUGGACACUGUGAGUGCCGUCAUUGUCGUUGAGAGCGCCACUUCACCAGAGCAGGUAGAGCGGUACUCGCAGGCGAUGCGUGCCCUGCUCCAAAGAAGCGCACCGGCGACGGAUUCUAAGGAGGUGGAAGAUGUGCAUGGUGAGGACCCUCCUCCCCCUCCCGCCUCCCCCGCGACGGACGGUCCCCUCUCAGUGGAUAAAAAUGAGGUACCGUCUGGCGAGGAGGGGACGCCUCGGGAGGCUGCGCUGGAUCCCGGAGAGUCCUUGCCAGCCGCUGAAGAGGUGAACGGUGCCGCGGAGGAGCAGCAAUGGCCAGAGGUUUCCUUGUGUGAAUUGCGCACCACCAAGCAGGUAAGCGUGCCGAUGGCGGGGAACGUGGCGGGUCAGGUUGUAAAAUUUCUUCAGCGGCACAAGACAGACGUCGUGGUGUCUCCCUCAACCCUUCCGGAGGAGCUCCACAUGGCGCUGCUUUCCGUGUCGAAACCCCAUGUUCUCAUCGUGCCUGCGGCUGAUAAUGCUGCAGCUGGUGCAGCUGCCGCUACGGAGCCGCCUGAGGAUGAAACGAAAUGUAGAGAAUGA
Messenger RNA from Trypanosoma conorhini, 1377 nucleotides. RefSeq lists its product as uncharacterized. The transcript has a single exon. Bases 1 to 1377 code for a protein of 458 amino acids. Lineage: Eukaryota; Euglenozoa; Kinetoplastea; Trypanosomatida; Trypanosomatidae. The record is from RefSeq and is a predicted model, not a curated record.